Messenger RNA from Malania oleifera, 1392 nucleotides. RefSeq names its product endoglucanase 3-like. The record is from RefSeq and is a predicted model, not a curated record. The transcript has 6 exons. Lineage: Eukaryota; Viridiplantae; Streptophyta; Magnoliopsida; Santalales; Ximeniaceae. The coding region runs from base 193 to 1392 and encodes 399 amino acids. Gene Ontology annotation, molecular function: hydrolase activity, hydrolyzing O-glycosyl compounds. Gene Ontology annotation, biological process: carbohydrate metabolic process.
AGUUCUCCAAACUAUAGAGAUGCCCUAGCUAAGUCCUUGCUGUUCUUCCAAGCCCAGAGGUCUGGCAAGCUUCCCUCCAACGAACAAAUCACAUGGAGGUCCGACUCUGCACUUUCAGAUGGUUCAACUGCUAAUGUGGAUUUAACGGGCGGCUACUACGAUGCGGGCGAUAACAUAAAAUUCAACCUCCCAAUGGCUUUCACCACCACCCUGCUUUCAUGGGCGGCGAUCGAGUACCCGGAGGAGUUGGGCCCCCAAUUACGAAGUACUCGAGACGCCAUUGCAUGGGCUGCAGACUACCUUCUAAAGUGUGCCACUGCCACCCCGGGCAAGCUCUAUGUCCAAGUAGGCAAUCCUUACCAAGACCACAGCUGCUGGCAGCGGCCGGAGGACAUGAGCCCUGGUCGGCCUGUCUUCUCGGUCUCAGCAGACAACCCGGGCUCGGACGUCGCCGGAGAGAUCGCUGCUGCCCUAGCAGCUGCUUCGAUGGUGUUCCGAAGCGUCGACGGGAGGUACUCAGAUAGGCUCCUGGGCACUGCACAGAAGGUGAUGCAGUUUGCAAUGCAGCAUAGGGGAGCAUAUAGCAACUCCAUUUCAUCAGUCGUCUGCCCCUUCUACUGCUCCUAUUCUGGCUUCAUGGAUGAGCUGCUGUGGGGGAAUGCAUGGCUAUAUACCGCAACAAAUAACCCUUCUUAUCUUAAUAAUAUAAACUCACUCGGAGCCAACGACGCAAGCAAUACAUUCAGUUGGGACAAUAAAUUCGCAGGUGCUCGUGUCCUCUUAUCAAAGAAAGCUUUGGUGAACAAGGACAACACCUUCCAACCAUUCACACAAGCAGCCCAAAAUUUCAUUUGUCAAAUUCUACCAAAGUCACCUUCUUCGAGCACACAAUAUACCCCAGGGGGGCUACUGUACAAGUCUGAUGGAAGCAAUACGCAAUAUGCAAUGGCAAUUUCAUUCUUGCUCGCCACCUACUCCAAGUACAUGGCCACAGCAAGGUAUACCUUUAACUGUGGCUCCUACCAGGUCACCCCAGCUACCCUCCAAGCCCUUGUUAGGCAACAGGUGGACUACAUUUUAGGGGCGAACCCCAUGGGGAUGUCCUACAUGGUAGGGUAUGGAACACGCUUUCCCCAAAAGGUUCACCACAGAGGAGCAUCCUCCCCUUCAAAGCGGGUCCACCCACAGCCCAUCGACUGCCAAGACAGCUUCCAGUACCUCUACUCCUCCAGCCCCGACCCCAACACGCUGACCGGCGCCAUCGUCGGCGGCCCCGACAGCAGCGACCACUACGCCAACGACCGGAACAACUACGGCCAAUCGGAGCCCACCACGUACAUCAACGCUGCCGUCGUCGGACCCCUGGCGUACCUUGCUGCCAAUUCCAAGUAG